AUGAGCCAUCACCCAUCAUGGACGGCGUCCUUCGAGUCGCGAGCACUUGCGCCAGCAACACCCCCCCUAACCUCAUAUCUCCUUCGCCUCAUGACGAUCAAGAAGUCCAAUCUUUGCUUUUCUGCGGAUGUCACAACAACUUCCGAACUGUUGGCCGUAGCCGAAGAAGUUGGACAGAGUAUCUGCUUGCUCAAAACUCAUGCGGACAUUAUUUCCGACUUUGGAGACCGGACGGUGCGGGGGUUACGGGAUAUCGCGAAACGGAAAGGGUUCUUAGUGUUUGAGGAUCGGAAACUUGGAGAUAUUGGAAGCACUGUUCAAAGGCAAUACACUAGCGGCCCUCUCUCGAUAGCGAAAUGGGCUGAGAUCGUCAAUGCGCAUAUCUUCCCAGGCCCAAGCAUUGUCACUGCCCUUGCUUCAGCUGCUUCCGACGCCAUCGCUGUAUAUAACACCGCCGUUCACACGGUCAUCACCUCUGGGGAACCUUCUUCAUCCGACACCGACAAUGACCAAGACAAGCCAGAUCCAAACAAACUCACGCGAACCAUAUCAGUUCCUUCGGGAGAGAAGAAAGCUUCGAUCGUGAACAUCAGCACUACGAUUUUCACACGAACCGAACGGAUAUCUCCUCAACCCACACCAUUUCCAUCUAUGAGCUCGGCAUCACCCGAUCCAUUGAAGGAUUUGAAAGCGAAGCUAGGUCCAGCACCGUACCUUCGUGGACUACUCCUGCUUGCUCAAAUGAGCUCGGAAGGGAAUCUUCUUGACGAAGCCUACACAAACAAAUGCCUGGAGGUAGCACGAGAGAACCGGAACUUUGUUCUUGGGUUCGUCGCCCAGCGGUCAUUGAAUACUCUUCCGGACGACAAUUUCCUCGUCAUGACACCGGGUGUGCAACUUCCAAAGGAUUCGGAGACUGGCAAGGUGUCUGGGGAUGGUUUGGGACAGCAAUACAACGGACCAAGGCAUGUCGUUGGCGAACUGGGCUGCGACAUCAUCAUCGUCGGUAGAGGGAUACUCAAUGCAAAAGAUCGAACGGCUGAAGCCGAGAGAUACCGAAAAGCGGGGUGGGAAGCAUACGAGGAGAGAAUUGGGUUGAAAUAG
Messenger RNA from Eremomyces bilateralis CBS 781.70, 1104 nucleotides. RefSeq names its product Orotidine 5'-phosphate decarboxylase. The transcript has 3 exons. Gene Ontology annotation, biological process: 'de novo' pyrimidine nucleobase biosynthetic process; 'de novo' UMP biosynthetic process. The record is from RefSeq and is a predicted model, not a curated record. Lineage: Eukaryota; Fungi; Ascomycota; Dothideomycetes; Eremomycetales; Eremomycetaceae. Gene Ontology annotation, cellular component: cytosol. Gene Ontology annotation, molecular function: orotidine-5'-phosphate decarboxylase activity. Bases 1 to 1104 code for a protein of 367 amino acids.